Messenger RNA from Candida dubliniensis CD36, 948 nucleotides. RefSeq lists its product as uncharacterized. Lineage: Eukaryota; Fungi; Ascomycota; Pichiomycetes; Serinales; Debaryomycetaceae. Bases 1 to 948 code for a protein of 315 amino acids. The transcript has a single exon. The record is from RefSeq and is a predicted model, not a curated record.
AUGAAAUUCACUCAAGUCUUCACCUUAGGAUUAUUUGCUUUAUCCACUCAAGCCACUGUUAUCCCACAAGAAUCAACCACCGAAGUCGACAAAAGACUCGAUGCUGAUGUAGCUGCUCAACUUGCUCUCAACAUUUUGAAUCUUAUUCAACUUGGUAUUGGUGCUGAUGUGAAUGUCACCGCCAAGAGAGACGAAUUUGUUGUUGAAGAAUCAAAGAGACUCGAUGCCGAUAUCGCUGCUCAACUUGCUGCCAAUAUUUUGAACCUUGCCCAACUUGGUGUUGGUGCUGAUGUAAGUGCCUCUGCUAAAAGAGACACUGCUGCUGCCGAUAUUGCUGCUAACAUUUUGAAUCUUAUCCAAGCUAGUGUUGGUGCUGAUGCCAAAGUUGACCUUAAAAGACUCGAUGCCGAUAUCGCUGCUCAACUUGCUGCUAAUAUCUUGAACCUUGUCCAACUUGGUAUUGGUGCUGAUGUAAAUGUUGCUGCUAAGAGAGCAGACGCCACUGCUGCUGCCGAUAUUGCUGCUAAUAUUUUAAACCUUAUCCAAGCUAGUAUUGGUGCUGAUGCUAAAGUUGACCUUAAAAGACUCGAUGCCGAUGUUGCUGCUCAACUUGCUGCCAAUAUCUUGAACCUCAUUCAACUUGGUAUUGGUGCUGACGUAAAUGUUGCUGCUAAGAGAGCAGACGCCACUGCUGCUGCCGAUAUUGCUGCUAAUAUUUUAAAUCUUAUCCAAGCCAGUAUUGGUGCUGAUGCUAAAGUUGACCUUAAAAGACUUGAUGCUGAUAUUGCUGCCCAACUUGCUGCCAACAUUUUAAACCUUGUCCAACUUGGUAUUGGUGCUGAUGUAAGUGCCUCCGCUAAAAGAGACACUGUUGCUGCUGACAUUGGUGCUAAUGUCUUAGACCUUGUACAAGCCGAAGUUGGUGCUCAAGCCACUAUUGACUUGUAA